ACAGUAAGUUAUAUGGAACAUUCAUACACCAGACCUUCAUGAUGAGUUUAAGAUUUUGCGUCAUCCAUCUGACCAUCAUCCACCUUGUAUGCUGCACACCUUGUAGUAUAUCUAGGGAUGGAAGGACAGCAGAUUGUUCCCAUCGACACUUAAACCAAAUUCCAAAUCUGUCCAGCCAUACGGAGUAUUUAGAUCUCACAGGAAACAACUUCACUACUUUGAGAAAUACCUCUUUUGAACAUCUGCCUAACUUGAAAACAUUGAACCUAAGAAGCUGUCAUAUCGAUCACAUUGACGGACAAGUGUUUGCCGUUUUGGGAAAUUUGCAGAAAUUAACAAUGAGUGAGAACAGAAUCAACAUCUUACACAAAAGGUUCGAACAUCUACGGUUUCACCAAAACCCCUUACUGACACAUCUAAAUUUAUCCUACAAUACCAAGGUAAAGCUACAGAACACGGUGCCAAGUGUGUAUCCUGACGAAGUAUUCGGAUCUCUGACAAGUCUUCAAGUACUCACCAUGGACCUUCUACCCAAUCCGGUGUUCGGGGAAGGUUUCAGCAAUUUGACGAAUAUCACAUCAUUGAUGUUUAGGGAAUGCGCAAUCCUGCAUCUGAAGAAUGAUACAUUCCAAUAUUUCCAGAACUUAACCAAACUGACGUCCUUGGAGAUGUCCAAUUGUCAGGUUCACAUCUUACCUUGGGUAAAAGUGGAGACAGCAGUCCUUCAAUACUUCCAUACUCUACAAUAUCUUGAUCUGUCAGGGACUAUGAUAACAUUUCCUGUUGCCCUGGAUAUUUUGUAUGGACUUACCGUUACAACAAACCAGAGUCAUCCUGUGAGGAAAAUGAAACUUUUAAACUUAUAUAAUGUGAAUCCAUUGAAACUGCUAUGGAUGUAUGAUGUUAGCUAUACGGUAAAACUGACCAAGGAAAUGACUAAGUAUUACAAACACUUAUGCAUUGAGGAUGUAAACAUUGGUAAAAACGGUAUUGUAGAAGUGGACGUAGACUCGAUAGAAAGUUUUAUUGAUAAUUCCUGCUUGAAACGUUUUGUGAUGCGUGAAAACAAUUUUCUAUUUACUUUUCCGAAAUUUAUGUUUGCUAUUGUGAGAUUUCUUGUACAAGCUGUAAAUCUACAGGAAAUUGAUUACUCAUAUAUUGCAAUACAGUUCUCAGAUGUGUCAGGAAAUCAGUUCCCAAACGUCGUUGGAGGUGUAUAUGAUCGACACCUGGCUAAUAAUGUCUUUGAUCCGGAAACCACACGACAUUUAUCAUUGAGCGGACGAGAAAGGUAUCGAUGUAUGCUUCCAAUUACAUCAAAUCACUUAAGUCAUGUUUGUAUAUCCCAUCUGAUGUUUCCAUUUUCAAUACUCUGUGACAUUGAUGUGUCGAUGCUGCCAAUGUUGACUUAUCUGGACAUGUCGUACAUGACUAUUGAUGAUAUGGACUUUAAAAUUAUUGGGGCUAAACUUUCGUACUUUGACGUUUCCGGAAUGGAUUUCGGUCACUCGGGUAGUAGACUUUUAGGAAAUCUCGUAGGUGUCAAAAGACUAAUGAUUCGUGACGCAAAUCUGGAUAGAGCGUUCAGCAACGGGAAUUAUAUUUUCAGAAACGCGAGUCGUAUAGACGAACUGGAUAUGUCCUUAAACCAUUUGAACAGCUUACCAAACGAAACACUCGAGGGCCUUGAAGAUCUUCAGAAAUUAAAUUUGUCCUGGAAUUUCAUGAAAAAAAUUCCUCCUGGAUUAUUUAAGAUGAAUAACUUAUCCCAUAUUGACUUGCGAUAUAACAAAUUGGUAUUUUUAGAUAAGGUUACGACAGACUGGUUGGAUAACAGGGCCGAUAGGUCUGAAUCUGGUGUUACUGUGUUAUUGGAUGGGAAUCCUUUCACAUGUACAUGUGACACGGAGGAUUUCGUUUCGUGGAUUAUACUGACAAAAGUUAAGUUACAACAAAGAGAACCAGCAAACUUCACAUGCACUUUAAAAGAUGGUUCUAUUUCUAACAUAAAAUACGUCUACGAUAGUCGGGACGAUGUUUUCAGAAAUUGUAACGAUCAUCUGUUCUGGUUACAAUUUUCCAUAUCGGCGAUUAGCUUAGUAAUUUUGGCGAUAGUGUGUGCUACCAUCGGUCACACGUUCAGGUGGAGAAUAUUGUACUUCUUUUAUAGGAACUGUAAAAUCAAACCCGGCAUGGAGGACACCACUUCGUACAGUUAUGAUCUAUUUGUUGCAUACACUGCAGCAGAUUCUCCGUGGAUCUGGCAACAGUUGAGACCUACACUAGAGCUUCAACAUAGCAUACCUUUGUGUUUACAUGAGCGCGACUUUGAAGUCGGAGAAUCUAUUUCUCAAAACAUUGUGAACUGUUUACAAAAGAGCAAGAAGAUAUUAUUCGUGAUAUCGCCAGAGUAUAUUGCAGCAAGGUGGUGUGACUUUGAACUUGAAAUGGCUAAUAUGGAAAGGGUACAGCGAGGGUGUACUAACUCCAUCAUUGUAGCUAUCAAAGGCGACAUCCCGGCGGAUCACAUGCCCCGCCCUAUCAUGAACAUCUGGCAACAUGUCACCUGCAUCAUAUAUCCGCUCGAUGAGACAGAUAGAGACGCUUUUGAGUUAUUCUGGUGUCGACUACGGCAUAGCAUUGUGUCGUAGCAUUACUUGUUCUGUUUAGUGACUUGAUGUGCCUUUUCUCUUUUAGAAGAUAAAUGGAUGGUAUUUCGAAAUAGUACACAGGAAUAUAUGUAUAGACACAAGGGGAGUUAUAUAUUGUGACAUCCUGUGCGAUAACUCUAUGAAGUUUAUUAUAUUAUUAUCAAACUUGUCAUAUGUUUAUUUUAGAAACAAUUAUAUUUUGAUAUUCUUUAGCGUCUUGUGCAUAUUGACAUUUCUGAGUCUUUAUGAAAAGCUUUAUACACUCGUCGAUCAUGAUUUGAACAAAACUGCAGCAGUAAGUUAGCAUAAUUGUAAUACUUAUUUCUAAAGUAGCUGAUGAAUUAACUAAAGUUGUUUGUAAGGCAUGUGCUAUGUACUGUGGUAUUGAUAAUGAAAUAAUCACUAACUAGAUUGAUAAGACUGCGGUUUGAUCAUUAUAAUGUCACAAACUUUUAGACAUACCAAUGAGAGGGUUAUUUGGACAGAUAAAACAAUAUGCCGAUAUUGGCAGUGUGGUACUCUGUAGAGCCACAUCAAGGAGACGUAUAUUGACCUCAUUCAUCCCUGAAAUUUUACAAUGAACUAUUCCCAGAAAAAUCAGUGCCAUGAGAUAUGUUAGUACAAGGGGAUUGGGAAGGGGGACUAUUUAGUCGUCAAUGCGUCUAGAAAAAUUAGUAUUGCAUACUCUCAAGUUAGAUCAGGAUAACGAAUAUAUGUUUCUCAAAAGUGAUAUACUAUCCAAUCAAUGGCAGCGAGAUAGUGGACAUUGUAAACGUAAUGGCUACAUGGUGGCUCAACGGGGGGAAAUGUCGGCAAGAUAUGGGCGGAUUGGUCGAGUGGUUAACACUCCGGCUUUCCAAGCAGGAGGCAGUGGUUCGAUCCCCGAAGUCGCCGUACGCAUGGAAUAUUCAGACAAAGUGUUUUCCUCCUGCCCACACAACUUCAACAACCCAGGUGGAGUAUAAAAUGGUCUGGGGUGGAUGUUGCGGUAUCUGUGCUGUAGCAUUCAAGUGAGGUGGCGCUAUAAAUGAUACCGUUGGAAGCACGGUCCCACUACAAACAGAACACAAUACAUCUCCAGCACGCACACUGGCAUACACACAUAAGGAGAUAUUAGCCAGGUGGCAUAUGACUUGUAGUAAGCGCCUGAUAAGGCAGCUCCUGCGAAUUCCUCAAUAUUGUAUUGAUUAAUAUGUAUGCUAAUUGUAUUGACUGUAUAAACUUGUAUAUCUACGUACUGUAAAGCGAUUUAGAGUGGCUUUUGUUAGCUAGAAAGGGUGCUAUAUCAAAUGUUGUAUAGUUAUUUAUUUUAUUUAUAUGAACGAACCGGAAGUGUAAAGUGGCACACUGAAAUUAUGAUGGCUAGGUUGUAGGAAAACGUGCAAAGUGUUCGCAAAAUACAAUGUAGUGAGAAAACCGGAAUAGUGGUACAUUUUACUAUAGCUAAAGGGCAACAGGAAAUUAAGAUGGCUGGAUAAUGGGACAACCUGAAAUGUAUUUGCUGGAUAAUGGGACAACCAUAAAUUAGGAUGGCAAGAUAAAGGGACAAUCAUCAAUUAAUAUGGCUCGAUAAUGGGACAAACUGAAAAGUAUUGGCUAGAUAAAUGGACAACUAUUAAGUAUGAUGGCUAGAGAAUGGUACAACGAUGGGAAUAAUGAUGGUAUAAGAAUGGUACAACCAUAAAUUAGGAUGGCUAGGUACUUGGACAACCUGAUAUUAUUAUGGCUA
Messenger RNA from Mizuhopecten yessoensis (Yesso scallop), 4380 nucleotides. RefSeq names its product toll-like receptor 4. Gene Ontology annotation, cellular component: membrane. The coding region runs from base 39 to 2651 and encodes 870 amino acids. Gene Ontology annotation, biological process: immune response; inflammatory response; toll-like receptor signaling pathway. Lineage: Eukaryota; Metazoa; Mollusca; Bivalvia; Pectinida; Pectinidae. The record is from RefSeq and is a predicted model, not a curated record. The transcript has 2 exons. Gene Ontology annotation, molecular function: protein binding; transmembrane signaling receptor activity.